Molecule: messenger RNA, 1346 nt
Organism: Ananas comosus (pineapple)
Lineage: Eukaryota; Viridiplantae; Streptophyta; Magnoliopsida; Poales; Bromeliaceae
Product: growth-regulating factor 1-like
Exons: 2
Coding region: 247-1194 (315 amino acids)
Biological process (GO): DNA-templated transcription; developmental process; regulation of DNA-templated transcription
Cellular component (GO): nucleus
Molecular function (GO): ATP binding
Source: RefSeq, a predicted model, not a curated record
CCUUGACUGAAUGACACUUCCUGUGCAAACAAAGCAAUACUAAUUUACUGUGCACUGACAUAAUAAUAAUAGUAAUUAUUAUUAUAAUUAAAAGAAAAAAAAACAAAAAGAUUUCAAGUCAGUUACAAGAUUCUGUUUCUUUUGCCUCACUUUCCUCACCUAUCUCUCUCUCUCUCUCUCUCUCCUUCUUUUUAACCUCAUUGUUGGUCUUGGAGACUCAGUUCCUAUUGCCAAUUGCAACAGCAGAUGAUGAUGGAAACAAGUGGUGGGAGAGGAAGAAGCAUGUUUCCCUUCACAGAAUCCCAAUGGCAGGAACUUGAGCUCCAAGCUCUCAUCUUCAAGUACAUCUCCUCAGGCCUCCCCAUCCCCUCCGAUCUCAUCUUCUACAUCAACAACAUCCCACCAGGUAUGUACGAAUCUCUCACACUCUCGUGCGUAAAAAUUUUUUCUGCGGAUAGUACAAAUAUAUUAGAUGGCUCGGAUGCAUUUCAUCGCUACUGCUGUCUGCCGAUAUCACAACCAGCUAAGAGGGAAAUUGCUGUGGGCCCCGCCAAUGGUGUAGGUGGGUGUGGGUGGGGGUGCUUCUACCAGGUGGGGAGGAGGGGAGCAGAGGAGGACCCAGAGCCAUGGAGGUGCAGGAGAACAGAUGGGAAGAAGUGGAGGUGCUCAAAAGAGGCCUACCCAGAUUCCAAGUACUGUGAGAGGCACAUGCACAGGGGGAAGAACCGUUCAAGAAAGCUUGUGGAAUUGUCUCUUUCCACCUCUUCCACUCCAGCUUCCUCCACACCCAUUCCAGCUCCUGCAGAUUCCUCCUCUCCUCCAUCUUUUGCUUCAGCUGCUGCAGUAGUGGCUCCUCAGAAUCAGCACUUGCUCUUUCCCUGCUUCACCCCCUCAAAUCCACCUACUAAUUGCUGCACCCAACCAUAUAAGAUUCACAGGAACUUACAUGGACUCAGGAAGGAUAUAAAUGAGUACCCUUUCUUCACAGGAGGAAUCGGUUCCAUUGGUGAGCCAAAUCCAAACUCUGCUUACCUGCAGAGCAGUGACUGUACCUUCACCACCAAUCCUUCUUCUAAGGAGAGGGGCCAAUUUUACUUUUUCCUGGGUUCUGAUGCAAAAUCAGAGGUGCCCAUGAAGAUAGAGAGUGAGGAGUGUUCCCAUAAACCCAGAAAUUUUCACCUUUUUAUUCAGUGAGGUGGUAUAAUAAUAAUAAUAAUAAUAAUAAUAAUAAUAAUAAUAAUACUAAUAGUAGUAGUAGUAGUAGUAGUACUAGUAAGUAAAGUAAGCAUGGAUGUAAUGUAAUGUAAUGUUAUGGAGCACAAAUUUUGGUCACAAUGGUUGGUGUU